This is a messenger RNA of Rotaria socialis, 2919 nucleotides long. The record is from the annotation of a GenBank genome assembly. NCBI's taxonomy places the organism in Eukaryota, Metazoa, Rotifera, Eurotatoria, Philodinida, Philodinidae.
AUGAUAAUCAAAGCCAAACUUCGAAGAGAUCAUCCAAAUGCAAUAUUUCCAUAUUUGCCUACAAGAAACGGUAAUUUAGCUUCAUACAUAGCAUUCGUUCGUCAGCAUGGUUCAGUGAUCGAAGGCCGAUAUACAUUGGGAGGUGUAUCAGUCUCGGAUUACGAUUAUGUUACAUGUGUGUAUUAUAAUCAUCAUAAUAUUGAAAUCUCACGUUUACGAAUAAGUACAAAACCUGGUUUCUGCGACGUUACAAGCACUGGCAUACCAGAUGUAAGAAAACUAGAAAUGCUAGUCUAUGGUAUAUCGUCAUCUCCAACCGGUGGCUAUAUAUCACUUGAUGGUACAUAUGUACCGACGCGAGGAGUUUCAAAUUAUGGUAAUAUAUUCGGUUACAGAGACUCGGAAAUUUGUACUUCAAUGCGUGUUACUACAUUUAACAUGCCUAGUGAACAGAUUAAAGUCGAUUCGGCUACUGGAACAUCAACCUGGAGUAUCGUACCAAAGCGUUUAGAUUCAAGUUCUACAGUUCGAUUGGAAAAAGUUCUUGUCGAAUCAUCAAAUUCUAAUAUUGGAAUUACUACCGUUGUUCCCGCAGUUCAACAAAAUAACGGUCAACUUGUUGAAUUGAAUUCUAUUUCUGGUCAAGCAAAUUCGCCAAUUACAGAUUUUCCAACUGAUGAUAACAUCGAUGUAUUCUUUGUAUCAGUCACGAUGUUUCCAAGCUAUCCUGGUGGGAUAGUCGAUUCAAGUCAAGUAUCAGUAACUGUCGAUUAUUGUUCUCUCCUUGGAAACUCAAAUGAAUCACCGAAUGCAAAUAAUAUGUAUCCUUACUUUCUGCCAAGUAAUAUGGAUUCUAACAAUAACAAUUAUAAUCAACAAGCUCCUUUACCGUUUCGUUCACCCAUUCAGCAACAAAAUAUUGGUCAACCAUUCAGUGGUCUAUCAUCUUCCAACAUUUUUCAGUAUAUUUCAGGAUCAAACAAUGAUGCUAAUCAAGUCGAUCCACUGUCUAGUGCUUCAUGUAGACAAUCACAAUCGUUAACAAUGACUAGUAGUUCAUCUAAUGUCAAUGCUCAAGGUAAUAUUUGGCAGAUCAACAUCGAUCAAACAUAUGGUUUAUCUGUCAAAGUUGAUAGCCUUCGAGUUAAUACUGAAGGGCAACCUAUUACUGGAAUUGUUCUUCUCAUGUUGAUUGAUGCCAAUCAACAACAAAUUGGUCCAUUUGUUUCUCAAAUAAACGAUGGUAGCAUUUUAACAAUUCAAAAUCUUCCGUCAACAUCUAUUUCAACUCUCCAUCUUCAAUUUCCCGAUGGUACUGAAUCUUCUGGUUAUUCAGUAGAUAUGGUUCUCUGUCCACAGACACCUGCUGCAUCAUCAAAACGUCGUAAUCAUGGGUAUAAUAGUCGAUCAGGAGAAUCUAUACAGCAAAACUCGCUUAUGCAGUCACACCAGUUGAAACCAAAUCAUCAUCAAUAUCAAAUGUUACCAGUUUCACGAGUUCGACAGCCAUCACAAGUACAACAGCUUGGACAAGUUUAUCCACAAAGUCAAUUUUAUCAGCGCUCACCCUAUUCAAGACAAGCUGGUCAACAAUUUGCGCCAAUUCAUCAACAAGGUCAUUCUAGGAAACCACCACAUUUAGGACAAGGUAGUCAACGGCAAACACCAUGGCAACCCAAUCUAAUAGCAAAGCCAGGAAGUCCCCUGGGACUCUACUAUCCUCCGAAAGGAGCAGCACCACUACCUACUCCUGAUUUACAUAGACUUCAUUUGCAUAAUCCAAAUAACCAUAAACCAAAAUCUACUACAACUCCAAACUAUGACAAUCCAUUCGGUCAGAAUCCUAACAACCAGUAUGGCUCAUCUGCUCCACCUCUUACACCACAGAACAUGGAUGAUGAAAUACCAUGUACACUGUAUGUCGUACGUCCAGGCUCGCGUCGAAUCGUAUCAAAUACGACGAAUGCUGAACGUCUCGGUUUGAUUUUACAAGUACCAUCAAAAUCAGGCUAUAUGUCAAUACCUAAUAGCAUUAGUGUACGAAAGACUCCAAUUACUCGCCUAAGUGUCAACUAUUUGAAUACAGAUCGAAGUCCAGCAUCAAUGUCUAAUGGUAGUAUACUGCACUUUCUUGCAGCUCCUAAUGUAUCUGAUAUUACUACAUUUCCUGAACGCGUAUCUGCCGAAAUGCUUCAAGUAAACAUUGAUGGAGCUUUGACUCCAUCAUCACCACCUUCAUAUGAAGUACAUAUGAUAAUUUGUUAUGAGUCGAUGCCCCAAACACAGCAUCAACAAGCAACUCCUCAUCACCAAUUACCAAUGCAGACCGCUCCUCAGUUUCAACAAUACCCAACUCAACCAAAUAUACGGGCAACAUCGAUGAAUCAUCAUCCUAUGCAAUCAGUCCCAUAUCUACAACAGUUGCAAAAUAUGCAAAGGCAAUAUCAACACCCAAGCAUAGUAACAACAACAUUGACUACUAAUACAACUACAGCAGCCACAAAAAAAACUACCACUAGCCAUAAGAAUACUACACAUACGACCGGUGCUAUCAAUAUUACUAAUACUAUGCAUAGUACUAGUGCUGUUCAUCAUAACCAUAGUAUGAAUACUACUCAUAUUAUUAAUACUACUAAAGCCCAUACAGUGCAUAUUAAUAAUACUACGAAAGCUCAUGCAACACAUACUAAUCAUACUACGGAACAUCAUACAACACAUAGUAAUCAUACUACAGAACCUCAUACAACGCAUACUAAUAAUACUACCAAAGCCCAUACAAUUCAUACUACAACAAUAGCAACGACAAGCUCUUGCAGUUGUCAAUGUCAGUGCCCGCAAGGUGCCAUUCAACCUCAAGUUCAAGGUGCUACUGUACAGUAUCAGUAUAUACCAACGCUUCAUCAACAUAUUGGCCGAUGA